This is a messenger RNA of Pollicipes pollicipes, 2000 nucleotides long. RefSeq names its product CD151 antigen. The transcript has 5 exons. The coding region runs from base 221 to 913 and encodes 230 amino acids. Gene Ontology annotation, cellular component: plasma membrane. The record is from RefSeq and is a predicted model, not a curated record. Lineage: Eukaryota; Metazoa; Arthropoda; Thecostraca; Pollicipedomorpha; Pollicipedidae.
CGUCUGCCGGGGUGAGAAGAUGUAUACCGGCCUGAGGGCCUCCUCAGUGAAGCGUGAAUAAGUAGCGCAGGCUUAGGUGGAAGUCGCGCCGUGAGGGCUCUGGUUGACGCUGUGCUGGCCAGAAAGCGUUAAGUGAUGUGCUAGACGCAGCCGCCUCGGACUGUGGUUGUGAAUGGUACAGAAGUCUGCUCUCCCACAUCAUUAAACCGAGCUGCUCACAAUGGGGCUGGGCCGAGAGAUGGAGGGGUGCGGCCAGUGCGUCAAAUACCUGCUGUUCAUCGCCAACUUCCUCAUACUGAUCGGCGGCAUCACGGUGCUGGUGGUGGGCGUGUGGACAGUGGUGGACAAAUCCGAGUUCGAGAAGCUGCUCGGCACCGACCUGUACGUCUCGUCGGCCUACAUCCUGAUCGCCACCGGCGCCAUCGUCUCCCUGGUCGCCUUCCUGGGCUGCCUCGGUGCCGUCAAGGAGAUCAGAUGCAUGCUGCUGACGUACUUCAUCAUCCUGCUGGUGCUGUUCGUCGUGCUGCUCGUCGGCGGCAUCCUCGGCUACGUGUUCAACGAGCGCGUUGAGGACACCAUUACCACCAAGAUGACGGCUGAACUGGACGAGUACAGCACGAAACAGGGCAUCAAGGACGCUUGGGAUGCUGCACAGAGCCAGAUGAAGUGCUGUGGCGUGGACCGGCCAGAGGACUGGAAGGGCCGUGUCACCCCGCUGCCGGCCUCGUGCUGCCCCAAAGGGACGGCCGAGCCCUGCACGGAAGCCAACGCCUUCCAGAUCGGCUGCAAGGGCCGCAUCAAGGAGUUCGUCACGGCGCACGCCACCGUCAUUGGUGGCGUCGGCGUCGGCAUCGCGUGCGUCAUGCUGCUCGGCAUGAUCUUCGCCAUUGCGCUCUUCAAGAUGAUUGAGUGAGGCACGCUAAGGCCGUCGAAAGGCUGAAGCAUUCGCCGCAGCUGCGGACCGUCUUUCGUCGCAGUGGUGGUGCGUCGGCGUAUCGCGAGGAGUAUUGCAGCGUCGUUUGUUGGUGCGGACGCUCGAACCGGGAGACAGGUCACUGUUGGGAGGUCGGAGGGGUGCUGUUGGACGGUGCCAGGCGCGAGGGUAGGACGCGGACCAUACUGGAUUGUGAGAGGAAUGGGCGCAGGGGCGUCAGUAAGUCCACAACUGCCCCUCCUCGAGAGGCUUGUCUCAGGAAUGCGUCGUCCACUGGAAUGCCUUCAGAGCGGUUCGCGAAGUGACGUUACGGUUUGAAGAAACAGGGGCGUUGUAAGAAGAGUAAGUCUCCAUGGCGACCCACUCAAACCAAAGCGCCAAUGCCACGCGUACAGACGCCUGGGCGAGGCCACUCUGAGUGGCUCGCGUCUUCGGCGUGCCGUUGCCCCCGACAGGAUGCAAAGCGGCGGAGUCCGGUGGAAAGCAGCUCAGGUUCCGCAUGGGGACCGCUUCACAAAUACGACCGGGGGAGAGAGCAUUCGCCCCGGUGAAAGCGUCGGGACUGAGUCAUUUCUGGAUUUGUUUGGCAUGGCGAUGACGUCAUGUUUGAGAUUCUUCACAUAAGGUCAAACGAAAACAUUCCUCUGACUCACAUAUAAUUGAAGAGAUAUUGCUGGUUUCAUGGUGAACGAUGUGUACGGAAUUCUUUUCGGCGAAACAAUGGAAGGGCGUGGUGGUGUCGCGGAUGCGGGGUGUGUCGUGUUCUUCGUGUGUAUAUGUCGCACUGCAUGUAUUUCACACCAUGCGCUCUUAUUCGCGGCGGUGAUCCUAAAUAGCGCAACGACAUAUUCCGGCUGAUAGCUGCAUGGUCGGCACGUAGUGCCUGGACUUCAAGUAAAUGGCAACCACUUCAAUGUGCCUUGCAUCAUCGGAAACCGUGGGCGCCACAUGUUGCGUCGCUGUUGUUCCUGCUGCGCAUCAAACGCGGAUACGUGACGAGAGCGCGAUAGUCACGUACCGGCCGCGGCCUCGGCACUGUUCGCACAUAAUACACCGUUGUAUAGCA